GCAAAAGUUAGAUUUUCAGGAAAGACUGUAAAGUUGAGUUGAGUUGAGUCUCAUGAGUUGAGUCUGAGUUGAUUCUAUUAUUUAGCUAUAGGCUAAUGACAAGAUUUACCCUAACCCUCUUUUAGUUAAAUGCCUUUAAGAUCGUACACCUGACGUUACUUCGGCUUAUCUUAUCAUGAGGCGAAAUAAAGAAUAAUGUCUUUGCAUCGUAAAGCAUCUAAUGAUACAGCACCAGCAGAGAGAUUUGCAGAUUAUUUCGUUGUUUGUGGUCUAGAUGAAGUUGAAGGACUUGAACCUCACCAGUCCGGUGAAUCUGACUUGAGUGCACUAACACCUUUGCAGUUAUCUUACAAGCCAAAUGUGUUGUGGCACUAUCCUGAGAAUGAUCCUACAAAUGUAUUUGAUCCUGAUGGCAUAAAAAUUCUUUGUAUGCCACGUGGUUGUUACUUUCGGAAAACUAUUGCCAAGAAAAAAGAAAGGUUCCAUUCUUUCUUGCAAACAAGAGAAGAUGGUACAAAAAUUUAUGGCUUUGUCUUGACGUUUUAUGAAAGGAUUAAAAACGAUAAAAUGGUUCUUGCUAUGGAUACUCUGUUUCGUAUGUUCGAUAACGAAUCUUUGUUAAAAUCACCCAGUCGGAGUUCUAAACAAGAAUCUAAAGAGAGUCGCCUGAAAAGAACACGUAGUUAUUAUUCUUACAGUAAGGAACGAGAGGAAUUAUAUGUUACAAAAUGUAUAUGUUUAGUUAUGAAAAAACCAUAUGUAACAAUUGCUCGACGAUGUCUGGAGAAUAUUUUAUACACUGCUUUAAAUGAAACAGAAAGCACUUUUCCAGUUGAAAGUUAUAUAUAUAAUGUCUUGUACGAGAUACCAUCGCCUCCACCAGGUCGAGCCAUGAAAUAUAUUUCACUGGAAGGUGAUCCAGUUAUUGUAUUAAAUCCAAACGUAAAUGAACUUCCCUUUUUUGACUAUUCAAUGAUAGAAGUUUUAAUGACAUUGGGUUUUGAUAAUUUGGUUGAUUUGUUUACAUGCAUGCUCCUGGAACAUCAAAUUUUGUUUCUUUCAAAUGAUAUACAUAAGUUAAUGCUGAUUGCAGAAUCUUUAACUGCGCUAUUCUUUCCUUUGUUAUGGCAACAUGUUUAUGUACCUGUUCUUCCACCAUCUUUGCUUCAUUUUCUUGAUGCACCAGUUCCGUUUAUAAUGGGGUUGUAUUACGAGACAGAAGAAGAAAAAAAUAGACUGGAAAUUCCAUGUGAGGGCGGUUUAUGCUUACUAGACAUUGACAACAAUGAGAUACAGCUUCCUCAAGAAAUACCUGAACUUCCCGGUCGAACGGAUCUUAUAAAUGAACUAAAAGCAAUGGCAACUAAAUAUGGAAUACACCCACCUGAAGGUUCAAUCUCUUUUAAAAAUGAAUUAUCAGGAAGUGCUCAAUCUGGAUUAGAUUCAACUUUAGAUCAAACACACUCUGAUUCUGAACAGAGCUCUUCCCUUGACACCUCCUUGACAGAUCAUUCACUUACAGGCACUUGGCCAAGAAAAAAAAAUAGAUCAGGCCAAGAAAAUGGACAGGGAAUGAUCGGAUCACCUGCUAUUAACAGAAGAAUGGCAUCUGCCAAUUCACCUUUGACUGCCAGAAAAAAAUUUCCUGCCAGCAACUGGGCGGGUGAGAUGACUCCCCAAGUGCAUAGAGAUGCAACUGACAACUAUGCACCUAAUAAUGGUUUAGUAGAUGAUAAUUCGUCUUCAAACUCUUCUCCUCGUCCUGUGAAUCCAAGACUUGCAGCUAUGAUGGCGCUAGCUGAGAAAGCAGGACUAAAUACCACAGAGAUACUUAAAAAUCAGAAAAUUCAAGAAAACAGUGUUUCCGAGAAUUUGUCAAAAAAAGAUGAUUUAUUUGUGCUGAAUACUCGUGCCUUAACAGUAUCACGUAAACAGCAACACGAAAAUGAAUUUAAUAUUGUUGUCAGAGAACUUUUUGUUAACUGCUUUACUCAAAUGCUUGUGGACUAUGAGCAUUUUGUUAUACUGCCAAGACAAACCAAAGAAGAUUGGCUAAAUAACCGUGAACAUAUGCAAAAUUUUGAUAAAGCUUCUUUUCUAUCUGAUCAAUCUUUUUUAAAUCUUCCAUUUAUGACAUUAUUUGUUGAAAGCCAAGGUUUUGCUAGUUUGAUAGACAUGAAAAUUAUGGCAUUGUGGGAAGAAUGUGAUCCAAGAUUAACUUAUUUCGACAAACGUAUUGAUAAACUAAAAGUUAAACUUGGGAUAAUAAGAAGCCAUGCUUACGAAAAAUGCACCAGUAUAAAUUCUGCUGUUGAGACGUACGUAAAAAGAUGCAGUCAUAUUGAUCACAACGCAGCUCAACCACACGCAUUGAAAGUUGAGAUUACACGAGAAAGAGCAAAUGGAUACUUUCCAAUUCCAGAAAAAGCUGGCAUGGUGGAAACGAAAAGAAAAAAAGCUGGCAGGAUAAAUUGGCGUAAACGAGACAAAUUGCAACAACAGAACGAACAUAUUUCAAUAAACGAAGCAAUUAAAGUUAGUCAUGCUGAAGGUCAAAAAAUUAAAGAGAAGCUUGCUGAAAAAGUCAAGAAAUAUAUGCAAGAAAGUAAAAUGAUCACCAAAGACACAUCAGCAGUUGCAGGUGGUGCUCACAAAACAUUGUCUGCAUUUGCUGAUAAGUUACUGAAAGAGUGUAAAAUAAAGACCAAACGACUGGUUGUACUGAAGUUAGGCCAGGAAGCUGUAGAACUUGGCCAUGCUGGUUCCAACACACUUGGUAUUGAGGAAAACACGUUAAUUGCAAGUCUAUGUGAUUUGUUGGAACGUGUAUGGAGUCAUGGUGUACAACUAAGAAAAUUAGAAUUUGGCGGUAAGGAAUCAUCUAGAUCUAAGUUCGUGCAACGAAUGAGACAGUCAAAAUCAGCUCUGUGGUCGCAUUUGAUAGCGUUCUAUCAGAAGGAGAGUGAAAGGCUUGCUGCUGUGUAUGGUCUCUCAAAUGUUGAAAAUGUAGCCGAGGAAAUUAAAAAACUUAUUGUGGAAGCCAACAAACAGCCACCAAAAAAACACAGCACCGUGGACGCACUUACUGAAAAUCUAACUAGAGCUAUUCGCAGUAAAAGUCCCGACUUUGAUAACGAAGCAUCGCAAAAUAAAGAAUUGGAACGCCUCAUGGAAGAACACGCACCCACCUCACUACCGAACACGCCCACCAUGCCCAGUGCGGAAUCAAGACGCCAACAAGAACUUUUGGAUAGAGUUGGAUUUUUAAAUAAUUUAAAGACAGUUAUCGACAUGAAGGAAAUAAAAACAGACACUGGAUAUGCUAGAGCCUGGACCCGACUUGCUUUAGAGAAAAAAGUUCUCGCCAAAGAGCUUAAACUUUUAUUAAGUCAAAAGAAAUUGCUCAAUUCACGUUAUAAAGAAUACUCUUUCAUAAGAACAGACGAUGAAAUGGAGCAGUUUCUGUAUCAUUUGCUCUCACUCAAUGCUGUUGAUUUUUACUGCUUCACCAACGGUUUCUCAAGCACGAUGACCACAUACAAAGUUCAUAUUCUUCUUGGUAAAAACAUGGGUUCAGCUAGCACUGCUAAUUGUUGGAUCAAUCUGUCUGGUAGUUUGGCAAAUACUGGGACCAUUGCUAUACCCAGAGGUGACUUAGAGUUCCGCUUUAUGCACAAGAACCUGGGCAUCUUAACUGCUUUAAGGAUCGGUCAUGACAACACUGGUUUGUCACCUGGCUGGUUUAUUGACUUUGUUGCCAUAACAAACGAAGUUACAGGUCAGCUGUACAGAUUUCAGUGCGGUCGUUGGCUAGCAAAAAGUCAAGACGAUGGUAGUACCGAAAGAUUGCUUAUUGCUGAAAUGGUGAAUUUAAAAAGGAUGAAUGAAAAGAGAACAAAUUCCACUUUGUGUCUUGGCAUCUCAGACAAACCACCUGUCCCUGCAACUCUACCAACAGUUCGAAGAAUGACGUUAUUUUCAAAGAAAUUAACUUCAGGUGACGUUCAAGAAAAGGUGGCUGACGCCGUCAACAAUAUCGUCAAAUUUUUUUAUAAAGACAGUGACGAUAACAUGACGGACUUACUCUGCGGCGAGGGCGGAUUCUGUGAUGCGUUACAACUUGUCUUUCAAUAUGGCUUUAAAUCGAGCAGGUUAUUUGGGAAGAAGCUCUUUGUAUGGGAUUACAUAGAAAGAGUGCACGAAGAUUUCGUAGGAGUAGCUACUCGAUUAGUGUCAGCUGAAGAAUUGAACUUGCGAACAUCUUUUUGUACUGUUGUACAGACAAUAAACACUGCAGAUUUAUCUAUCGGCAAGAAUCAGAAGUUUCAGGUCUUUAUUUGCUUUGGUUUAAGGGGUCAUCACCUAAAGACGUGGUUCAAAUUACUGCAUGAGUCAUCAGUAACCUCACAGAUGUACGAAAGCUCUUCAUUCUUUCGUGACGUCAAUUUUCUGAAUUUUCUUAUCGACGUCUUAGAAGCCUUGGCUGAAUUUGAUGUCGUACUUGACAAGUCUAUUACAAGGGGAAUUAAAAUGAAAUAGGUGGUGUGUUCGCAUAACAUGAUCGGUGCAAUGUUUUCUGUGUUGGACAGUACUGCUAAAUUAUGCAGUCAAAGAACGCUUCAAAUAUGCUAAAGGUUUCAUUGCUAAAUGAACGUAAACUCUAAAAUUUAUACAAAUAAUAGGCUAAUAUUCAAAGUAUAAUAUGAUGGAAUAGUUUAUAUAGUUCAAAUUUUUGUACAGAUUAUUCUUAUACAAAUCCA
Molecule: messenger RNA, 4760 nt
Organism: Hydractinia symbiolongicarpus
Lineage: Eukaryota; Metazoa; Cnidaria; Hydrozoa; Anthoathecata; Hydractiniidae
Product: DENN domain-containing protein 5B-like
Exons: 26
Coding region: 196-4539 (1447 amino acids)
Molecular function (GO): small GTPase binding; guanyl-nucleotide exchange factor activity
Source: RefSeq, a predicted model, not a curated record